Molecule: messenger RNA, 1323 nt
Organism: Saprolegnia diclina VS20
Lineage: Eukaryota; Oomycota; Saprolegniomycetes; Saprolegniales; Saprolegniaceae
Exons: 8
Coding region: 1-1245 (414 amino acids)
Cellular component (GO): cytosol
Source: RefSeq, a predicted model, not a curated record
AUGGUGCGCAAGAACAGCUACGUGGGCGAGACAAAGGACCGGCUGCGGCAUGGCCAAGGCACGUACACGUUCCCGGGCGGUUACUUCAAGUACACGGGGUCCUGGUACCGCGGCAAGAUGCACGGCCAUGGCAUCUUCUUUCUUGGCGAUGGCAGCACGUACGAAGGUGCUUUCGAAGAGGGCGAAAUGACGGGCACGGGGCUUCGGCGCUGGCCCGACGGGUCGACGUACGCGGGUAGCUUUCGCCGCGGCGAACUCGACGGCCACGGCAGCUUUCUCUCGGCCAGUGGGAAACGCUACGAAGGAACGUGGCGAGACAAUCAGUACUGCGGACACGGCGAGCUCUGGGAUGCGGACGGCUCUCACUACGUUGGCGACUUUGAAGCACACACGUUUCACGGCGAAGGCCGCAAGACCUUUCCCGAUGCGAGCACGUACGACGGGUUCUGGGCCCACGGACGUCAAGAUGGCCUUGGCUCGUAUCUUGGCGCCAACGGAGAGAGCUACGAAGGCAGCUGGCGCGACGGACUCCGAGACGGCAAAGGCCGCGGCGUCUUUCCGGACGGCAUCGUCUACGAUGGCAUGUGGACAGCCGACCGCCCCGAACAUCGCUCGUGCGGUCUCGUGAUCUCGCGACUCAUGCCCGACUAUACCACCGUGGACUUGACGCCCUUGGUGUUUCGAGAGGACAAGCCUGUGGAGCCUGCCCCGCCGAGCGAAGAUGGCAGCGUCGACGCGCCGCCGCCGCCCGAGCCCAAGCGGCUACCGGCGUUUCGCAUCGACUGCAUCGACGCACCAGUGCAAGCUCGCACCAACAACCAAGCCGGCACGUGUGUCGUGGAAGAGUCGGGGCGGCAGCUGCGCAUGCUCCUUUUAGCUGGCAAGAUUCCCGGCUCGACCGAGCCCGACGUGGUUGCUGAGGUACCGAAGGGAAAGAAAGCCCCCGCGGUCGUCGCGCCGCCCCCCGAAGUUGUACCGGACGUCCCGCCGCUGCCGCUACCGCUCUUGACUCUGAGCGACGACAAGACGCCAAUCGACGAGCACGCGAUUGUGACGGAACACGGUGGCGCGCUUGUGCCAGCCAUCUUUGCGCUGCCGAGUAGCCUCGCGCCGGGCGACUAUUUCGUGCUGCUCGAGAGCGCGCUCGACACAUCCUUGCCGCCAGCUUAUUACCCGAUUACAAUUGCAAAGGCAGACGAUCCGACCGACAAAUCGUCGUUCAAGAACGCGCCCAAGAAAAAAUAACUGCAAUAAAAAUGCCAAAAUUGUUCCGAUAUUGGUUAUAAAUUGUACAUAAUUGUACACAAUUGUUUUGAGAUGUCG